Molecule: messenger RNA, 3540 nt
Organism: Lasiosphaeria miniovina
Lineage: Eukaryota; Fungi; Ascomycota; Sordariomycetes; Sordariales; Lasiosphaeriaceae
Product: GNAT acetyltransferase 2-domain-containing protein
Exons: 10
Coding region: 1-3540 (1179 amino acids)
Biological process (GO): rRNA acetylation involved in maturation of SSU-rRNA
Cellular component (GO): nucleolus; 90S preribosome
Molecular function (GO): 18S rRNA cytidine N-acetyltransferase activity; ATP binding; tRNA binding
Source: RefSeq, a predicted model, not a curated record
AUGAUUUGGGAGUUUGCCCCACUCGAAGGGACCUCGAGUAUCGGCCUGACAAAUAUCCAGCGGACUGUGAGGCAUCAAGCAUUUGACGCAACAUUCGACCAGGAUGAAUUGGUCGAUGCCCGAAAAUGGCACCAAACAUUCCAGCUGAGCAGUCUCCCCAAAGGCAACACGGCGUUUUCAAGAUCCAGCGGCCCUGGAGGCCAACAUGCCCAGACCCAGCGCAGUCGCACCGCCAACAUAGAUGACAACUAUGCGAAGCUCUUUGAGGAGCUCCAGCGGUUGUACAAGAAUACAGUUCCUGGCGAGUCCGGCCCAGAUAAGACUCACAAAUAUGAAGCGUUAGACUCACGUAUCCCGACCCUAAUUCGUAAUGGCCUCCAGGAGAAAAAGCGAAGCUUUUUCGUCGUCGUGGGCGAUCGCUCCAAAGAUGCCAUUGUUCACCUGUACUAUAUCAUGUCCAGCAUGGAUAUGAGACAAAACAAGUCGGUUCUCUGGGCGUACAAGAACAAACUGCUCGGCUUCACCAGUCACCGGAAGAAGCGCGAAAACAAGAUAAAGAAGGAGAUCAAGCGUGGUACCCGGGAGGCCAACUCGGAAGAUCCUUUCGAACUCUUCAUCUCUCUUCACGACAUUCGAUAUGUCUACUACAAGGAGACGGAGAAGAUUCUAGGCAAUACAUAUGGCAUGUGCAUCCUACAAGACUUCGAGGCCAUUACACCGAAUAUUCUCGCUCGGUGUAUCGAGACUGUUGAGGGUGGAGGCUUGGUCGUUCUGCUACUGAAAGGCAUGAACAGUCUGAAACAGCUAUACACCAUGUCUAUGGAUGUCCACUCCCGGUACCGGACUGAAGCCCACGACGAUGUCGUUGCGAGGUUCAACGAGCGUUUCAUCCUGUCUCUGGGCAACUGCGAGUCGUGCCUGGUCAUUGACGAUGAGCUGAACGUUCUCCCCAUAUCCGGUGGAAAGGGGGUAAAACCACUCCCGCCUCCAGACCAAGACGAGGCGUCGAGCACGACAAAAGACGAACUGCAAAAAAUCAAAGACUCCCUUAUAGAUUCACAACCCAUCGGAUCACUCGUGCAACUAGCGCGCACAACCGAUCAAGCAAAAUCGUUGCUUACAUUCGUCGACGCAAUUGCCGAGAAAACACUCAGAAACACGGUCACGUUGACGGCAGCUCGUGGUCGAGGCAAAUCGGCAGCAAUGGGUGUUGCAAUUGCGGCUGCCGUGGCUUAUGGAUACAGCAAUAUAUUCAUCACCUCGCCGUCUCCAGAAAAUUUGAAGACGCUGUUCGAGUUCGUGUUCAAAGGAUUUGACGCGCUGGAUUAUAAGGAUCAUGCGGAUUACUCUAUUAUCCAAUCCACAAACCCCGACUUCAACAAGGCCAUUGUUAGAGUGAACAUUCACAGGAACCAUCGGCAAACGAUCCAAUACAUCCGCCCGCAGGAUAGCCACAUGCUCGGACAAGCCGAGCUGGUCGUUAUUGAUGAAGCAGCAGCCAUCCCGCUGCCGCUGGUUCGCAAACUUAUGGGCCCCUACUUGGUGUUCAUGGCGUCAACCAUCAGUGGAUACGAAGGCACAGGCAGGUCGCUGUCACUGAAGCUCAUAAAGCAACUGAGAGAACAGUCCAGAUCUAGUGCCACUGCGAACGGUGGUGGUGCUAUUGAGGUGGACAGGUCAAGCGGAAAGAUGGCGAAAGAAACAAGUUCGGUAUUCCAAGGCGGACGAUCUCUCAAGGAAAUCACACUCUCUGAGCCUAUCCGUUACGCUCAAGGCGAUGCGGUUGAGAAAUGGCUGAACACUUUGCUCUGCUUGGAUGCAACACUUCCCAAAUCAAAACUCAAUACCCAGGGAUGUCCGGAUCCUUCACAGUGUGAACUGUUGCAUGUAAACCGCGACACUUUGUUUUCCUUUCACCCAGUCUCGGAGAGAUUCCUGCAACAAAUGGUAGCGCUAUAUGUGGCCAGUCAUUAUAAGAACUCGCCCAACGACCUUCAGCUCAUGAGCGACGCCCCGGCUCACGAACUCUUCGUCCUUACUGCUCCUAUUGUCGAAGGCAGGCUUCCCGAACCUUUGUGCGUUAUCCAGGUGUCUCUCGAGGGCAAGGUCAGCAGACAGAGCAUCUUGAAUAGCUUGAGCAGGGGCCAGCAGCCUGCCGGUGAUCUGAUUCCUUGGCUUGUGAGCCAACAGUUCCAGGACGACGAGUUUGCUUCUCUUUCUGGGGCCCGGGUUGUUCGGAUAGCGACAAAUCCAGAUUACAUGUCCAUGGGAUACGGGUCCAGAGCCCUUGAGCUUCUCGUGGAUUAUUACGAGGGCAAAUUCGCGGAUCUCACCGAGGAUGUGGGCACUGCUGUCCAGCGCUCCAUUCCUAGGGUGACUGAUGCCGAGCUUGCAGAAGCCAGCCUGUUUGAUGACAUCAAGGUCAGGGACAUGAACGAGCUGCCGCCACUUUUCUCCAAACUGGCCGAAAGACGGCCACGGCGGCUUGAUUAUGUUGGUGUCAGUUACGGACUCACUCAACCUCUGCACAAAUUUUGGAAGCGAGCGUCUUUUGCUCCAGUCUACCUCAGACAAACGGCAAAUGACCUCACAGGCGAGCACACGUGUGUCAUGCUGAGACCCCUCAAAGACGGCAACGACCAAAGUUGGCUUGGGGCCUUUGCAAAAGACUUUCAUCGGCGCUUUCUCUCGCUUUUGUCUUACAAAUUUCGAGAAUUUCCCUCGAUUUUGGCCUUGACCAUCGAAGAGUCGGCCAUUGAGGGAGCCAAACUGGAGCCGACAAACGAGCCCGCUCUUAUCAAGAAGUCUGAUCUUGACGGGCUGUUGACCCCUUUCGACCACAAACGACUCGAGUCGUACUCGAAUGGGAUUUUGGACUACCACGUGGUUCUAGAUCUCAUACCGACUGUCGCAUACCUGUACUUUACGGGCCGCCUCAAGUCCGAUAGCAAGCUAAGCCAAUUGCAGCAGGCUAUUUUGCUUGCCGUCGGCCUACAGCGAAAGGAGAUGGAUGUUAUUGCAACAGAGCUUUCAGUUCCGUCAUCGCAGCUCCUAGCGAUUUUCAUGAAGAUCAUGCGGAAGAUCACCCUACACCUCGGGUCACUCAUCUCGGGAGCCAUCGAGGCCGAGAUGCCAGGCGCCAACAAAAUCGGAGUCAAUCCUGAGAAUGCGGCCGGGGUGCACGAUGACGAGAUCAUUGACAACAAGUAUUUGCCGCUGGAGAUGAAUCUCGACGACGAACUGGCGGAAGGCGGUGAUGAAGCAAUGAAGGAGCUGAGAGCAAGGCAGAGAGAUCUCAUCGACUCUUUGCCGUUGGACCAAUACGAAAUUGAGGGCGAUGGUGCAGCUUGGGAAGACGCCGAGAAACGGGUUCUGAAGGCGACCAAGAGCGGCCAAUCCAACCCGCUGGUGAGUGUCAAGACCCACAAGGUAAAGCGAAAGGCCGAAUCCGAAGCUGUAGAGAAAGCGGACGAUGGGUUUGGAGUUAGGGGACACGGAAAAUCCAAGAAGGCCAGGAAGGACAAGGAAAAGAGGAGGUGA